This is a messenger RNA of Monopterus albus (swamp eel), 4394 nucleotides long. RefSeq names its product glycosyltransferase-like domain containing 1 (gene qtman). Gene Ontology annotation, molecular function: glycosyltransferase activity. The record is from RefSeq and is a predicted model, not a curated record. The transcript is spliced from 10 exons. Lineage: Eukaryota; Metazoa; Chordata; Actinopteri; Synbranchiformes; Synbranchidae. The annotation marks the transcript as partial.
UGCCCGUCAUACAGAGUCCUGUUCAGCAGCUCGGUCCUGAAUCUGUGUGACCUGGUGGCCCUCAGGCCAGAUCUGGCCUGUCUUAAGAAGGUUCUGUAUUUUCACGAGAACCAGCUGGCUUAUCCAGUCCGCAAAGACCAGGAGAGAGACUUCCAGUAUGGAUACAACCAGGUCCUGUCAUGCCUGGUGUCAGAUGUGGUGGUGUUCAACUCCCUCUUCAACAUGGACUCCUUCCUGUCCUCCAUCUCCUCCUUCAUGAAGAAGAUCCCAGACCACCGACCCAGAGACCUUGCGCAGGUGAUCCGGCCCAAGUGUGUGGUCCUGAACUACCCAGUCCAGUUCCCUGAUGUCAGCAGGUUGCUGCCGAAACACAAGCUGGUCCGCUGGCAGAAGGUCGGUCCUGGUCAACCACAGACAUCAGGGUCUGGGGAUUGGCCCACGUCUGAACCCAGAACAGACAAGAAGCCUGUUCACGAGGAGGGCCCUGAAGACCAGGGGAAGCCUCUGCACAUUGUGUGGCCUCACAGGUGGGAACACGACAAAAACCCUGAGCUCUUCUUCUCCACUCUGCUCAAGCUUAAGGAGAAACAACUUGACUUCCACGUGUCAGUGCUUGGAGAGACGUUUACCGACAUACCAGAUAUCUUCCUGGAGGCCAGAAGUCUGCUUGACUCACACAUCCUGAACUGGGGUUUCCUUACCAGUAGAGAAGAUUACCUCAGAGUGUUAUGUCAGGCCGACGUGGUUGUCUCCACCGCCAAACAUGAGUUCUUUGGAGUGGCCAUGUUGGAGGCGGUUCACUGUGGCUGUUACCCUCUGUGUCCUAAGGCUUUAGUGUAUCCUGAAAUAUUCCCAGCAGAGUACCUGUACUCCACACCUGAGCAGCUGUGUAAGCGUCUGAAGCAACUCUGCAGGAGACCUGAUGUCGCCCGCACACACAUCAGCAAGGUCGACACCUCCUCCUUCUCCUGGGCCUCUCUAAAGCAGCGUUUUGAGACACUGCUGGCAGAUGGUGGUCACUGAAUGCACCGUGGACUGGGGCGCUGACACCUGGGUCUGUUACUGUUGAACGGUCACAAGGCCUGACUCAAAGCCCUACAAAGAUGCAGUGAUGACGUCCAGGCCGAGCAGCUCCGGCACCGCGGAGCUCCAAAUCAAAGCCCGUCUGCCAGGCUGGAGACGUCAAGUCUGGACCUGUAAAUGUGCCCGUCUCUUCCAGCUGGAGGAGAACUCUCUUUUCAGUGUGUGGUUGGGCAGGGUUAAUGUGUAAAAGCUUUCAUGUUCCCACAGGCGGUGCCACCUCAUAUGUCUGCCUGGAUCCAUUUUUAUCCUUUGUUGUGUUUCUGUUCUUCACCACACCAGCUGAGUGGCAGCCAGGCGCUGGGCCCAGUCUGCAGCCCCACCUGGGCUGCCUGGUUCAGGCCUGGAACAAAUUAUUGUGUACCCACAGACGUUUGGUAGCACUGGGGCGUCAGGACACCAUACACUUCUGAAACUACAUAUCUGCAUACACUCCCAAAAAAGAUCUGUUGAUCCAAGCAACAGAAGAAACCUGGGAGUUUUUCUCUGGUUUGGCUGGGAAAAAAUCUUUUGUGUUUUUUUUGUUUUUUUAUAUAAAUUUGAACAUUAUUUAAAUGUUUUUGAUUUAAAUCUCCAUCUGAUCAGGAAGUAACUGAUUUAAUGGAGGCCCAUUUCUGCCAAGAAAACGAAGCGUAAGAAAGUGAUGAGAGUAAAAUGACAACAUAUAGUGGGAACCUGAGUCUAUUCUGAAACAUGAAUCCAUUUCAGGGAAAAGAGCCUAACCUUUACAUUUUCAAUUCAGUUUCUACCAUGUUUCCACCUUGAUUUGUGAAACAGUUAAAGUAAAAUAAAUGGCUUUUGUAAAAAGGCAGUGGUUCAGGUCACGGUCGACAUAAAAAGCCUCCGGAGCAGCACACUGCUCAAAUGUUGUUUUGCAGAGUAUAUAAAACACAGGCGUUGGUGUUUCAUUGGCCUGCUAAUACAUGCAUUUACUGUGUGACACCUUCAGGUUGUCGACUGUGAAUGUGUGUCUCACUGUGAUUCUGCGUCCGGCAGCAGCACUGCAGGGACUGUCGGAGGUGAUGUAGGUCGAAGUGUGCUCGGUCUUUCAGCGGUCGUGUCAGAUUCUCAGUCUCGUCUCGGUGCAUCUGUGCUGUCAUGCAUCGCUGUAGUGACACUCGUUUUCUGCUCCAAUUAGAGCAUUUUAUUCUCUGGCCUGGGGCCACACAGAAAAACACAGCAGUUUGUUUCUUCAUGUCAAGGCUGGAGAUGUUUCUCUGCAGCUGCAGGAGCUGAACCUGUAAAGGGGGACCUCGAGCUCCAACCUGCUCACCAGACUCCGCUUCAGAUACACAGAGAACACAAACUCAGUGAUGGGCAGAAAGCAGCCCACUCAGCUGUAGUCAUUUCAGUGUCUUUGUGCUGGGUUUGCAUCCCAUAUUUGAUUUAAAGAAAAAAAUGUUUGACAGUCAACCGUUUUAGAUACUAAGUGUAAAAAUAGACUGGGAUAAAGUCAAAUAUUAGAUAUGGAUAAAGUAAAAACUCAAAUUGUAAUAUUUAAAAUAAAAGUAGAAAAAAAAAGAUGAGAUGUAAAGCUGUAUGGUAACUGAAUGAGUGUACACUGAUGAAAUUUAGACAUAUUUGUCUCUCCAUGCAGAGGCAUGGCCUAAAUAUCAGUAUAUUAAACCUUAUCUGAGCAGAUGUGUGAUGAAGGCAGCAAGUUAGCAGUGAUUCACAGCUUCAUGCUGCCAGUUCAGGUGUAGUCCGUGUCUCCACUAGCAGAAGCAAGACGAGCAGCUCCUGUGUGCAGUGUCCUCAUGCACGUACUGACAACCAUCACUGUGACACUGAAUUAAACGCAGUUAAGGAUGUAUUUAAGUGGCCGCCAGGGAAGAGUUGUGGCUCAGGAGGCAGAACUGUCAGCGGUUCAAUUCCCGUUCUCCCAGGUCCGCAUGUCGAAGUGUCCUUGGGCAAGACACCGGACGCCGCGUUGUCCCUGAUAGAGCAGGUCAGCACCCUGCACGGACUGCACCGCCAUCAGUGUGUGUGCGCGUAUGUGUGACAAACUUGGCCAGUAAAAGUGAUUGCCAUUUUACAAUAUCCUCAUCACACUCGGUCCAACACUGCCUGUCUGUAUGUGAGCAGCCUGACCAUUUCAAUAAAAAGGACUUGGCGCCGGUUUGUGGUGUUUCAUUUCUUUGGUAACAGAAGAAGUGUAUAAAAGUUGAGGAAAAGCAGUUUGGUUUGGGGCUUUUUUUGCCCCAAACUGUUGGAUUAUCAACAAAAAACAGCAAUAUUAAUUUCACGCUUGAAGAGUGCGGCUGGUUUCAGUCUGCGGCUCUGCAGAGCUCUGACUAGCUGCAUCUCCCCCAGCACCAAGCACUGAAACAGAGGUGAGGAAACCUGUCGGCGGCAGGUUUCCUCCUGAUGCCUGGUGCAGCUGCUGUUCUGCUCCGACGCUUGGUCAGCUUCAUUAACAUUUUCACAGUCUUUAACAUUUCAGUGUAAAGUGAAGCUUGGUCCGCAUCUGCUGCCAUUUCUUAAUACAAGUCCUGUUCUCCGAAUCUCACAAAUGCUGGUCUCUCAGCUAACGUUGGACUGCAGUAGUAGUCACGCUCAUAACACACUGGGUACGGCCCAAGUCUCUUGAGGGUCCAUAAAUAUGGACAUGGCAUCACCACUUCCUCCAAUAUGCAAAAAUGAAGCAGUCUUGCUCUUUUGCAACUAGAUUCUACACAGUAGCGUCCAGAGGCGGAGUGACUGCAACAAACCGCCAGGAUUAAUUGAAACAUGCCACUUUAUUAAUAAUGAUAAGGAUAAUCACCUUUAUUUGGCCAAGUAUGUUGCACAAGGAAUGUGUUACUGGUACAGAACCGAGGCAGCCGUCUGCGGUACCAACUCAUACCAAUGACUCUAACCAUCGGGGGCAACUUGGGUGGGAUUUAUAACCAAUACCUCACCCAGCCACCAGGGGGUCCAUGAGCAUUGACUUGUGGUCCAUGUUUUAUACAGUCAAUGUUCCGCCUAUGUAAGCUGCAAGGAGGGAGAACUCGAGGAAACGAGACUAGGCGAGAAUUUUAGGACGUCCUCGAUCCUCACCUGACUUGGAGACUUGGAAAUGUCUGAUUUGCAGUAUUUUAGUCGUAUUAUUUUAGCAGAUUUUCUUUGGCCUGCUAAUGCAAUUUGCCUUGGUGUUUAGCCAUGCUGUUAUAGCUUUGUGUCCUUUUGGCUGAUCUGGAGUGAUUGGUAGUUUAGCUCUAUGUUGGCUUUUUUUGCAUUGGCACUAACCCUAGCCCAGCCAGUCUUAUGUUAGCUGGGUCUGUGCUAGCUUUGCCUAGUUUUAUGUCCUGAUAGCGUUUUAAUUUACCAAAGUG